AGAGAGAGAGAGAGAGUUUUUGCACAAUCUCCAAAAUAUAAAACCUCUAGCAACGACUUUAUUUUCACGUAAACGUUCUCUCACGCUAAAGAAAAAGAAAGAAGAAGAUUCCAUUGCUUAUCUUUAUUCUUAUAUCCCCCACCUUCUCCGCACACAAGAUUGCUCAGAGACACAAGGUUGCAGAGAGACCCACCAUUCUAUCUUGCUGCUCAUUGAUCACAAUGUCUAGCUCCAGCCCUCCUGAGUUGCCAGAGCAAGCCACCAACACACUCAGCCACAUAGUCCGAAGCAUAUUCUCUUACGACGGAAACAUCAUGCUCGCGGCCGUAAUAUCUCUACUCCUUGUCAUCCUCUUCGUCUUGCUUCUCCACGUCUAUGCGAAAUGGUUCUUAGCCCAAGCCCAGCAACGGCGGCGACGCUCCAUGACCGUCUCGCACGCGCUCCGACCCUCUCGGUUCCACCAUUUCCAUACCUUCAACCUCGACACCUCUGUUCCCAGCCCUCCAACGAAAGGUCUCGACGCGUCACUCAUCACUACGAUCCCUCUCUUUCUAUACAGCUCAGCGGAGCACAAGAAUGGGUUGGAAUGCGUCAUUUGCUUGAGCCCGUUUGAGGAAAACGAGAUGGGGAGGGACUUGCCCAAGUGCCACCACGGUUUUCACGUGGAGUGCAUUGACACGUGGUUGAGUUCUCAUACGAAUUGUCCCAUUUGCAGAGCUCCGGUGGUGUGCGAGGCUAAGGUCGUGACGGUUGGUUCGGAAGCGAAUGCAGGGACUGAUUCAGCUGUUGAUUCUUCGGAGGGGGUAGGGAUUGAGUUGGGAACUGUGGGCAGUGAUGGGGAUUCUGCAAUGGAGUUUGUGAUUGAUAUUCCGGGUUGCGAAAAUCAGAGUGAUCAAAAUGCUGUGAUGGGAGAUUCUGUAUCAGUAACUUCAUCAUCAUCUUCGUCCCUGAGUUGUUCGCUGAAGAGGAUGCUGAGCAGGAACAGAUCAUCAGAACGCAAGGUUUUCCCAUCGUCUAAUAUGAAUGACGUGAAUGUUUGAGAGAGAGAGAGAGAGCUAGAGAGAGAGAGAGAGAUCACUGUGAAUGCCAAUACCUCAGCUCUUUGUUGUAUAGAGAUUUCUCGGAAAGUAAUCACCUUUUGCCAGAUUUUUCUCAUUGGACAUGUUGAUGAAACAUUAGUUCUUCCGGUUUUAAUUAUCACUAAUGGUAAGAUCCAAAGAUU
Molecule: messenger RNA, 1222 nt
Organism: Juglans regia (Persian walnut)
Lineage: Eukaryota; Viridiplantae; Streptophyta; Magnoliopsida; Fagales; Juglandaceae
Product: RING-H2 finger protein ATL63-like
Exons: 1
Coding region: 222-1040 (272 amino acids)
Source: RefSeq, a predicted model, not a curated record